Molecule: messenger RNA, 1452 nt
Organism: Colletotrichum destructivum
Lineage: Eukaryota; Fungi; Ascomycota; Sordariomycetes; Glomerellales; Glomerellaceae
Product: Putative small GTP-binding protein
Exons: 5
Coding region: 225-833 (202 amino acids)
Biological process (GO): vesicle-mediated transport
Molecular function (GO): GTP binding; GTPase activity
Source: RefSeq, a predicted model, not a curated record
GCGCUAGAAGCCUUGACGUAGCAGCCUGCCUUCCUCCGACCGACUCUCCUACCUCACUUGACCUGGCUUCUGGCUUUGUUGCUCCUUUCGACACCUCAUCACGACACCCAGGAAAUCCAUCACCUCCCAACUCCUACGCAACGCCCAUAUAAUCGCCCCGCGCACCUUUAGCCGCCGCACAACAACAUCUCCACCAGACUUCAUCGAACCCCCCGCCAUUCACAAUGAACCCCGAGUACGACUACCUCUUCAAGCUUCUCCUCAUCGGUGACUCCGGUGUUGGAAAGUCUUGCCUUCUGCUGCGAUUCGCCGACGACACCUACACUGAGUCCUACAUCUCCACCAUUGGUGUCGAUUUCAAAAUCCGCACGAUAGAGCUCGAUGGAAAGACGGUGAAGCUGCAGAUCUGGGACACCGCUGGCCAGGAGCGUUUCCGCACCAUCACCUCCUCUUACUACCGUGGUGCCCACGGCAUCUGCGUCGUCUACGAUGUGACCGACAUGGACUCCUUCAACAACGUCAAGCAGUGGCUCCAGGAGAUUGACAGAUAUGCCACCGAGGGCGUCAACAAGCUACUCGUCGGCAACAAGAGCGAUAUGUCCGACAAGAAGGUUGUCGAGUACACCGUCGCCAAGGAGUUUGCCGACAGCCUGGGCAUCCCCUUCCUCGAGACCUCUGCGAAGAACGCCAGCAACGUUGAGCAGGCUUUCUUGACCAUGGCCCGCCAAAUCAAGGAGCGCAUGGGCAGCACGACCGCCAACAACACGAAACCCUCCGUGCAGGUCGGACCCGGACACGGCGUCUCUUCGAACUCGGGCGGCGGCUGCUGCUAAGCGUUUCGGCCCUGAUUUCACGAAGCCCGCUUUUCCUUACCUGUUUCUAUGGCAUUUUACGGAUUUUCUCGGCGGAGGGGAGACAGCUGGGCAGAACAGGCGAGGGAGGAAUACACAACACAUGAAGGUGUUGGAAUCGGACGGGGCUCGAACGAGGCUGUGCCGUUCUCUUUUGUCUCUCCUUCCCCUCGCUACGGCUGCUUUUCCAUACUUCUUCUACGCAUAGAUGAGUGUUGAUUUGGUUUGCUCCAGUUCCGCCUCCACACUGCACACGCAAACCAGCACAAGAUACUUCUGUAAUGGGACUCACGACAUUGCUUAUGGCAAAAGACAGGACCUUUGCGUGCUCACGCUUCUAGUCACCCAGCGCUCGGAUACCCGUCGGGAGACACCCGGGGACGGCGUCUGAGUUAGGAACAGGACAUUUUUGAGGCUAUUUCGGCGUGUGUUUGCGGGGGUUGUGUUUUGCAGGCGCGCCGUGUAUUUUGCGACGAACAUGGACCGCAGCAGGGCCAUCACAUAGGCAACGAAAGCGGACAGCCCGUACGGUAUCUGCAAUGUUUCUCUGUCCGUUAGCAUCGGCUUCUCUCUCCCCUUUCUCUUUGGCGACUGCUGCUGC